This is a messenger RNA of Cotesia congregata, 333 nucleotides long. Lineage: Eukaryota; Metazoa; Arthropoda; Insecta; Hymenoptera; Braconidae. The record is from the annotation of a GenBank genome assembly.
AUGUCGGCAAGCCAUGAUUCAGAUUCAUCAACCGAAAACUGCAACUACUCGGAGGACGGAUGGUGUCAGUGCCAAUCAAAUACUGGUUGUCUAACUUCUUUGGACUGUACAGGAUGGCGGCCCUGGGGUAAUGCGGCGACAGGUAUUUGUCCUGGACCUUGUCAGUGUGAGGAAGAACAAGCUUGGAAUUCUGUAGUUCCUCCGCGGCCAAAUUAUCACUGGGUUAAAAAUUUUAUCGAGUUGCGGCGACAGUGGAGCGACCAUGCUAGAAAGAAUUUUAUUAAGUUUAAUCAAGUACCCAAAAGUAAAAAUUCUACAUUACCAGCCCCAAAA